AUGAGGGGACCGCUGUAUCUACUACUCCUUCUUGCCACUUGGACCUCUACUGGACAGGCACAAGAUGCCGACUCGCUCACGGUGAUUGCCAAGCUUCCCAACUGCGCGCAACUAUGUUUGGUGACUGCUGUUGUCGACUCACCUUGCCAACUUACGAACUCAACAUGUAUAUGUACCAACGUUAAACUUCAGGCUGCCGUUGAGAAAUGCGUCGUCUCUUCGUGCACCGUGAAGGAGAGCUUGACGACCAAAAACGUUACUUCAACCUUCUGCCACGCGCCGGUCCGGUCGGAAACUAUCCAUCUGCGAGUCGCGAAUAUACUCAUGUGCGUGGUAACAGUUUCCUGCGCCAUCUUACGUCUCGUCUACCAAAGAUACUUCACGGUUGCCGGGCUUGGCUGGGAUGACUUUACCGUGGCCGCUACAGUACUCAUAUCUAUACCCUCCGUAAUAAUAAUCGACAGGGGCAUGCUUACGAACGGGAUCGGUGUCGAUCUCUGGACUGUUCCUUUCGACCACCUCGAGAACUUCGUUCGAUGGCUGUAUACCAUUACCCUACUAUAUUUUAUCCAGUGUGCCAUGGUCAAGAUCUCGCUGAUUCUAUUUUUCUUGCGGAUAUUUCCAAGAAGGCGGACAGUGCAGCUCUUGUGGGGGACUAUCGCCUUUAUCGUAAUAUGGACCAUAUCUUUCUUCAUUCCUGGCUCCUUCCCAUGUCUGCCUCUUGCCGAUUACUGGACAGCUUGGGAUAAGGCCAAGCCGGCUAAGUGUCUCAACAUAUACGCGGUGAUCUGGGUACACGCUAUCAUAUGUAUCGUGGUCGACAUCUGGAUGCUUUCCAUCCCUCUAUACGAGGUCUUUCACCUCCAGAUGACAUUGACAAAGAAGUUCAGCGUAGCUCUGAUGUUCUUCGUUGGCACCUUUGUUACGAUUGUAUCCAUCCUCCGCCUCAGAUCGCUCAUUGCUUUCGGCGGCACGAGCAAUGUUACAUGGGAGCAGACGAACGUGGUCUUAUGGUCGGUCUACGAGAUUAAUGUCGGAAUUAUAUGCGCAUGCAUGCCGGCUCUACGCUUAAUCCUCAUCCGCGCGUUUCCCACAGCCAUCAGUACGAUACAAGCGAGCACCCAGCGAAGCAGCAAGAACCAUCACGGAAGUGGAAGUUGUGGCACAAAAGGAAAUGUCGACACGAUAGGGAGUGCCAAAAGUGGAAAAGAGAGCAUGAUCGUUGACCGAAGCACGAUUACGUACACUAGGACAUUUGCGGUGCGGCAUGAGAACGACGACGAAGCUGAACUUGUACAUAUGGAGGAGUUCAGUGAAAAGACAAUAAGAGCGCGAGAGGACAGCUACACUAGUGAGUUGAGCUUGUAG
Messenger RNA from Alternaria alternata, 1368 nucleotides. RefSeq lists its product as hypothetical. The transcript is spliced from 5 exons. Bases 1 to 1368 code for a protein of 455 amino acids. The record is from RefSeq and is a predicted model, not a curated record. NCBI's taxonomy places the organism in Eukaryota, Fungi, Ascomycota, Dothideomycetes, Pleosporales, Pleosporaceae.